Messenger RNA from Dissoconium aciculare CBS 342.82, 921 nucleotides. Its product is annotated as alpha/beta-hydrolase. The transcript has 2 exons. Gene Ontology annotation, cellular component: mitochondrion. Bases 1 to 921 code for a protein of 306 amino acids. Lineage: Eukaryota; Fungi; Ascomycota; Dothideomycetes; Mycosphaerellales; Dissoconiaceae. The record is from RefSeq and is a predicted model, not a curated record.
AUGGGUUCGCCAGUCUGGCAUACAUUUGCUCGUCAGUCACGACGUGCGUUUUCGACGACGGAAUUGAGCAAUGGCAUCAACAUGGCCUACGAUUUCUACGAGCCUGAUGCGAAGAAGGCGAUGACUGGUGGACCUAUCGUCUUCAUCCACGGCUUCUUUGGCUCCAAGCGAAACAACCGGAGCAUGAGUAAAGUACUGGUCCGCGACUUAAAUCGUCCCGUUUAUGCCAUCGACACACGGAACCACGGCGACUCUUCACAUUCACCCGUGCAUAACUACACUGCCCUCGCCGAGGACGUCGAGCUCUUCAUCGCCGAGCACCGUCUCGAAUCCGUCACCCUCAUCGGACACUCCAUGGGCGCCAAAAUUGCUAUGACGGUCGCGCUCCGCCAAGGCCAGCGCGAAAGCAAAAUCGACGCAAAGACAAUAGCCAAUCUCAUACCGGUGGAUAACGCCCCCGUCGACGCGGCCCUACAUGGUGGAUUUGCGAAGUACAUGCAGGGGAUGCGGCGCAUUGAGGAGAGCGCCGUCACGAGUCUCGACGCCGCGGACAAGAUUUUACAGGAAUAUGAGGAGAGCCUGCCGGUUCGGCAGUUCCUCUUGACAAACCUCAUCCGCGAUACUGAAGACCCUGGGAAUAAGCGGAAAUGGCAGGUCCCGCUGAAGUAUCUGCAGCCCGCACUCAACGGCAUGGGCGAUUUCCCAUUUUCGGAUCCGGAUACUGUGCGAUGGGAGGGACCGACUUUGUUUGUCCGGGGUACACAGAGUCCUUAUGUGGCGGAUGAGAUGUUGCCGACGAUUGGCAGAUUCUUUCCAGGUUUCCGGAUUGUAGAUGUGGAGGCGGGUCAUUGGGUGAUUAGCGAAAAGCCGGAAGAUUUCCGAGAAGGUCAGUCCCAUUUGCUUAUCGAACUGCUGUGCUGA